Messenger RNA from Auanema sp. JU1783, 216 nucleotides. The record is from the annotation of a GenBank genome assembly. NCBI's taxonomy places the organism in Eukaryota, Metazoa, Nematoda, Chromadorea, Rhabditida, Rhabditidae.
AUGGUAAACGUCAAAAAAGGACUUUUGGUCACAUGUGACCCUGCUAUGCGUCAAUUACUUAUUCAUUUGGAUGAGUCUCGUACAUUAGGAAGUAAAUUUAUUAUCAAGGAACUUGACGAUACUCAUUUGUUCAUCGACAAAGAGAUUAUACCCAUAUUAGAAGACAAGCUUGAUCAAAUCAUGGAAUCAAUGAAUCCUGAGUCGGCUGAUAAGUGA